This is a messenger RNA of Exophiala viscosa, 2601 nucleotides long. RefSeq lists its product as uncharacterized. Gene Ontology annotation, biological process: wybutosine biosynthetic process. The record is from RefSeq and is a predicted model, not a curated record. Gene Ontology annotation, molecular function: FMN binding; catalytic activity; 4 iron, 4 sulfur cluster binding. The transcript has a single exon. The coding region runs from base 145 to 2493 and encodes 782 amino acids. Lineage: Eukaryota; Fungi; Ascomycota; Eurotiomycetes; Chaetothyriales; Herpotrichiellaceae.
GUGAGUAAUUGCAUAAUUAUGCUUACCGCCAUUUCAAAAAGUUGGAGUUGCAACCCGCUCGGCUAACUUGACAAAUUUACAAAGUUUUGAAAGGCACAGUAAGGCUUUCGAAUUGCUAAGCACGAGACAUGCGCCAUCAGCACAAUGGACUUGGGAGAAGGAGGGACAGCACCGGUCGUUCUGGCGGACUGGCUGGACCGGUUGUUGAACUCAUGGCACGAUUAUAGGAUUGGCUUUUCGACCUUUCUCGUGCUAUGUUUCCUCAUUCUCGUAUGGCGGCGCAGGCGGAGUCACACAUUACACACCCACAACUCCUCUCCAGGGUUAGAGAAGGCUGCUUGGCUUGAGCGAGACGACAAAGAGGCCGAUGAAACAGGCACCGGCACAGAGACACCCGGUGAGGGAGUUCCUCAACCUGCAGUUGGCGAGACUCGAAAACCGAGAAGUUCUGCACCUAAAGUGGUGACUGGCCGUAAACCCAUUGUUACAAAGUCACGGUCCGGAGGACAUCAGCAAGCAGAGUCAUCAUGCAUACAGCCAUUGAUCUUCUUUACCUCGCUGACAGGAACCACGGAGCGUCUCUCGAAGGGUGUACUGGCCAAAAUCGAGAGUCUCGCGGUAACGCAGCCUGCCGUCCUCAAGCCAGAAAUACAUGACCUCUCCUACAUUGACCUCGACGACUACUUCAUCUCAGGUCCCAAGACACCCGUCCCGCGUCCUGACGUCCGUUACGUCUACCUGCUACUCGUACCCUCCUACGACAUCGACACGAUCCUGAACACCUUCCUUGCCCACCUCGAUGAGACUCACAACGACUUCCGAAUUGAUACUGCCUCCAUGUCCUCGCUGGCCGGCUACACUGUUUUUGGCGUCGGAGACAAAGAUGGAUGGCCUACCGAGGAAAAAGGAUUCUGCUCUCAAGCGGUCGAGGUGGACAUGUGGAUGGCCAAAUUGACUGGCAGGAAGAGAGCAUACCCGCUGGGUCUCGGGGAUGUGAAAAGCAACGUUGACCAGACGCUACAAGACUGGACAACCGGAGUAUGUGGCGUCCUCGAAGAGCUUGGCACAACUGGCACAUUGGGCGAGGGUGUCCCUGGUAGUGGUGACGCAGACGAGAGUGACGGGGAAGAUCUAGAGCAAGCAGACGAUGCCGAAGUGGACUUUCCCGACUCUGGCCGAAACAAGAGGAGAAAGCUGGCGAGCGCGACAGAUCUCGAAGAUGUCGGAGGUAAAGGUGCUCCAAUGGCCAUUGACUUCACUACCUACUCUACGACGACACCUUCAGCAUCCGUCGCCUUGAAGGCGAUGGUGCCCAAGGAAUCUCCUACGCACGCGGCGUUGACGAAACAAGGCUAUACCAUCGUCGGCAGCCACUCGGGCGUCAAAAUCUGCCGCUGGACCAAGUCUGCCCUCCGCGGCCGCGGCUCAUGUUACAAGAACUCCUUCUACGGCAUCGCAUCGCACCUGUGCAUGGAAACCACGCCUUCGUUGUCGUGCAGCAAUAAAUGUGUUUUUUGCUGGCGACACGGGACCAAUCCCGUCUCAACGACAUGGCGGUGGCAAGUUGACGAUCCGCAAAUGAUUUUCGAUGGGGCCAAGGAAGGCCACUACAAGAAGAUCAAGAUGAUGCGCGGCGUACCCGGUGUGCGCAGCGAGCGGUUCGAAGAAGCCAUGCGCAUCCGUCACUGCGCAUUGAGUCUGGUCGGCGAACCGAUCUUCUACCCGCGAAUCAACGAGUUUUUGGGUAUGCUACACAGCGAGCAGAUUUCUAGCUUCUUGGUUUGUAAUGCACAGCAUCCACAGCAAUUGCAGGACUUGAGAAGAGUCACGCAGUUGUACGUGAGUAUCGACGCGAGCAACAAGGACAGCCUGCGCAAGAUUGACAGACCUUUGCAUCGAGAUUUCUGGGAGCGCUUCCAGGCGUGUCUCGACAUCCUGCGGGAGAAGCGGUUCGUGCAGCGCACGGUCUACAGACUUACCUUGGUCAAGGGGUUCAAUGUGGACGACGAAGUCGAAGGGUACGCCGACCUCGUUGAGAAGGGAUUACCGUGCUUCGUCGAGGUCAAGGGCGUGACAUUCUGUGGGACCAGUACAUCCGCGGGUGCAGGCCUGACCAUGCAGAACGUGCCGUUUUACGAAGAGGUUGUGGCAUUUGUCGAGGCUUUGGACAAGGCUCUCAAGAAGAGGGGCCUGGACUACGGUAUCGCAGCUGAACACGCGCACAGCUGUUGUGUCUUGCUUGCGAGUAAGCGUUUCUUCAUCAACGAGAAGUGGCAUACGAUCAUCGACUACGAGAAAUUCUUCGGACUGCUGGAGCAAGGCGUGGACUUUGCGCCAGAGGACUAUUGUAAGGAGACGCCUGAGUGGGCUCUUUGGGGCAAUGGCGGAUUUGAUCCGAGAGAUGAGCGUGUUGAUAGGAAGGGAAGGCCGAAGGAGAAGAAGGAGGUGGUCGUUCGGGCGGUGGCUGAGGACAAGUCGCAGCUGGAAUUUUGAAUAUGAUUGCAGCAUGCCCUGUCUAGUUGACAGGCGCCGUAGACUCAUAAAAGGCAUCCUCGAGUACCAUUCUUACGAGACAAACAUCAACAUUAUGACAUCUUCGUC